CGGCGCAGUACAGAGGACUUGGGAAGUGGGGUUUGAGUAAACCCCCUGGUGACAACUAUUAAAGAGAAAGAAAAUAAAAGCAGCGGAUGAAAGAUAUCUCAGAAAAGAACCGAGAUAUUCAGCAGCAUCUAUAGAGAGAGACCCAGAGUUAAUAUUUGAGCACAAUGAAGUAUUUGUUUCUGAAAAUCAAAACAGCUACAAAUGCUGGAAUUUUGAUGCAAGGGCAAGGGUGAUGGAAAUACUCAGCAAGUCGAGCAGCAUUACUGGAAAGUGAAUUUGACUGAAGGUUUCAGAUUUGUCAGAAAUGCCCGAAGCUUGUAUUUCCUCAAUACUGCCAGAUCUGCUAAAGUGUUUUCAGUAUUUUCAGAGUCUGUUUUUUUCGACAUUAAUCGGAUAUUUAUAGGAACAAGAAAGCUAUCCACGGAAAAAAAAAUUUCAGGACAAUAGAAAUUGAGCUUAACGUUGCACAGCAUCAAUUGUGUGGAAAAGAUUCUCAGAGUUCAAGCUAACAGACUACAAUUCCCAGCAUUCAUGCGGAUCGUCUGUCAUGACAUAAACUUGUGCGCCGACUCGAGACUGGCUCGGAGCAGCAGUGUAAGCAUGGCAACAGUGGAGGGGGUGAAAAAGCCCGUGUUAGAAGUGGUACAGGCAGAAGGCUGUGAUGACUCGAGUGUCACCUUCAUAUUGCAUGAUGAGGACCACACUCUUGGGAAUUCCUUACGAUAUAUGAUUAUGAAGAACCCAGAGGUAGAAUUUUGUGGCUACAGCAUCACUCAUCCAUCAGAAAGCAAAAUUAACUUUAGAAUUCAAACAAGAGGGGGAAUUCCAUCUAUAGAGCCUUUUCGUAGAGGUCUCAAUGAACUAAUGACUGUAUGUCAACAUGUACUAAAUACAUUUGAGGACAGUAUAAAGGAAUACAAAGAGCAGCAUAAACAAGAAGCAAUGGAUCAAUUUUGAUACAACAUAAUACUGUACAUUAUAUAUUUUGAAAAAUAAACAUAAAAAAUGAGAUAUUUUGCUUGCAUAAUAUGACGCUUAUUGAAUCUCUGCGACGUCACUUGGAUGGAACAAAACCUCUGAAUUAAGUGAGUAAGUAUUUAGUUUAGCUCAGCACUAAUUUUGCAGUUGCAGCUGCGCAGGUAUCGUUGAUGAAGAGUGUAUCCCAUCCUUUUUAUUUCUGCUUGAGCUUUACCGUUUCAUUGAUGCAAUAUGUUUCUGUUAGCCAUCAGCUGCUACUUGACCAGUGUAUAAUGUACACAGGUUAAAGAAAGGACAUGAAUGUUAUGUAUAUAGUUUUACCCAGUAAAGCCACUAAUGGUUAAUGAAUGAAACAUCUCUGAAAAUUGAAGGCUGGCAAGGAAAAUCUCAUAAAUAAAUCUCUGAAAUGAAACUAGUUAUCAGGCCUUAAGAUCAAAACAAUAUUUGGGAUAUUAAAAUGCUUUCCCUUGGUGUUUUGUGCAUUAUUAUGCAGAGUGCAGAAUUAAAUCUGUAUUAUCCAAACUCUUUCCACAUUGCCAUAAGGGUAUUUAAGUUAAUGAGGGUGAAAUUGAACAAAUUAACAAAUUAUUUAAUUAAUUUUAUUGCUUACAAAGUAUCUUUUCUCUUUUGGCUGUUCCUGG
Mobula hypostoma (lesser devil ray) is the source of this 1619-nucleotide messenger RNA. It is a transcript of the gene polr1d, whose product is annotated as RNA polymerase I and III subunit D. The transcript is spliced from 5 exons. The record is from RefSeq and is a predicted model, not a curated record. Gene Ontology annotation, molecular function: DNA binding; protein dimerization activity. Gene Ontology annotation, biological process: DNA-templated transcription. Bases 532 to 957 code for a protein of 141 amino acids. Gene Ontology annotation, cellular component: RNA polymerase I complex; RNA polymerase III complex. Lineage: Eukaryota; Metazoa; Chordata; Chondrichthyes; Myliobatiformes; Myliobatidae.